AUGAACUACUGGCACGACGACCGCCUCGAGCGCGACUACGGCGCGGCCCGCGGCGGCCGCGGGGACCGCUACGGCUACGACCCCUACCAGAGGGACAAGAGGCGGAGCCCGCCCAGGCGCGGUGGCUUCAAGGGCGAGGGGACGGACGCGGACAACCGCGUGUACGUGCACAAUCUCUCCUACAGGACGUCGUGGCAGGACCUGAAGGACUUCAUGAGGAAGGCUGGUGGGGUGGAACAUGUGCGGAUAAUGGAGGACCGCAACGGACGCUCCCUGGGCUGCGCCAUUGUGGAGUUCAGCAGCAGGGAAGACGCCCGAAAUGCUAUCAGAGAACUGAACGACACGAUGUUUGACGGACGCUCCAUACUCGUCAGGGAGGACAGGGAGACCAACGACAGCAGGGUGUAUGGGGAUGGCAUGGAUGGUGGUCAACGCGGUGGCUAUGCUCCUCGUGGACACGGAUGGGUUGGCAGUGGAGGUGGAUAUGGCGGUGGCGGGGGAUAUGGUGGUGGCGGGUAUGGUGGUGGUGGAUAUGGGGGAGGUGGAUAUGGUGGUGGCUACAGCAGAGGGCCAAGGUACCAGGAUUAUGGUGGUGGAGGUGGAUAUAACGACAGAUACAGGGGAAGGUCACGAUCACGCUCAAGGUCUCCACCAAGACACAGGCGUGAUACAUAUGGUGAUUCUCGUGGGCGCGGAGGGGCUGGUGGGUUUGGGCGCACAAGAGAAGACCUGGAUGCAGAACUGGACGAGUACUCAAGGAACAGACGGAAGGAUAGGGCUCGUGGUGAUGUGAUGGACUGA
Ostreobium quekettii is the source of this 801-nucleotide messenger RNA. NCBI's taxonomy places the organism in Eukaryota, Viridiplantae, Chlorophyta, Ulvophyceae, Bryopsidales, Ostreobiaceae. The record is from the annotation of a GenBank genome assembly.